CUAUUGUCUUUCCAAUAUCCUUCAGUUAAAAAAGCUGAAAAGGAAAGAUAGGCUAUGACUUUGAGAUUUUCCUGUCAGGCUUCACAUGAUAUCACCUUGCUAGCAGAAAGACUGGUUCGAAACUUACUUUUAGCUGAUGCAAAUGCAGAUGUAUCCUUUGAAACAAAUUUCGCUUUGAGAGUUUUUUCAAGCUACCUCUCAAGCUCGAAUAUUGUGGAGGAUGAAAGCCUUACCUUAGGCGCUCUCGAGAGAUUUCUCGCACGUCACAAUCCCCCUCGAGAUUUAGUAAAGUUUCAAAUUCUUUUUGAAAAAUUAUGCUCGACUAAGUUUUUAGAGAAUCGCUCAUCAAUAUUAUCGCUGUUAGAAAUUCUUUCUCGUCGCGGUUCUUUAGUGGCUAAGAAGCCUAUAUUCAGAUCUUUGUUUGAUUUUGGUUCUUCAAAGACGCCUGAGGAGCUUUGCUCUAAUAGAAAUCCUUCCGGAAGUGUUCCAUCGUUUGUUCAUAUUGAGGGUGCUGGGAUUAGAGACUCCUCUUCCGAGUCAACUCAAGAAUUACCAGAACGGUUUUUAGUGCGUGAUGUGUUAUACAUACUACAGGGAAUAGACGGGAAAGAUAUAAAGUUUACCGCACGAGGCGAAGAUUCUUAUUCUCUUCACGUUUCGGAUUCUAUUCGUACACCGCUUGCCCGACUUCUUGCCCGCAUGUGUCAGUCGGGGAAGAAUUUUAAAGAACUCAAUUUCUACAUAGAUGACGUCACUCGCUGUCCGGAGGCGGGUUUGGUCGCUCAGGGCAUGUUCGCUGCGGUGAAGAGCGAGACCGCGCAGUACCACCGCCAUGUUGUUAGUCUGGAAGGCAUGCGGGGUGCGGAAGGGCAAGGGCUCUCGCUGAGACAGAUGGCUGCGUGGUUGCAGGAGCCUGCCUUCAAGCUACGCCACUUGGUGGAGUGGUGUCGCCUUUCCAGGGGGCAGCGGGGAGGAGCUCUUCUCUCGCUGCUAAGCAACUUUCUUAGUCAUGGCGAUCCGGUCGUUGUGAGUAUGGCAAAAAAUAUUCUAUUGCAAGCAGCCCGACCUUUUUAUUAUAUGAUUGGUCAGUGGAUACACGAGGGAGUUCUGGAUGACCCAUUCAACGAGUUUUUUGUGUGCGCCGACCAGAAGAUCGACUAUACGGACGAGAAAAUGUGGAACGAGAAAUACACACUUAUUAAAGAAAUGGUGCCGAGGUUUCUCGUCAGCGAAGUUGCUCUGAAGGUUCUGAGGAUUGGCAAAAUAGUGAACUUUAUCCGGAACAACUGUGGAUCCAGCGGCCAGCUGCUCGACCCUUCUGUGCGUGCCUGCAAUGCUAAAAGCCUGGAUCUCGGCUGCGAGGAAGCAUUGAGGGGUGUCCUACACCGCACCAACGCCAUUACCAGCAGACAAUUGCUUGAUUUGCUUUUCAAAAAGUUUAAACUUCUGUCCCACUUUCAGGUCCUCUACGAUUGUAUUCUUCUCGGCAGCGGCGACUUUGCUCACAAUCUAUUGGAUGUCGCCUUUGAGUUACUCGAACGUCCCGCUCAGCAUCUCUACCGUCACUCGCUGUUAAGCUGUGUUGACACAGCCUUGAGAAGCAGCGUCUGCUUGAUGGACGACAUUUCCCUCGAGUGCCUCGACGCUCUUUUGUUGCAUCCGCUAGAUGGAGCGUGCGGCUGGGACAUUUUUGUGUUGAGCUACAGAUCGCGCUGCCCGCUCAAUAUCAUUUUCACAGCCCAGCGAGUUGAGGCGUAUAACCGUAUAUUCAAAUUUUUAUGGCACUUUCGACGUCUCGAUUAUUGUCUUAAAAGUCGUUGGGCUCUAAGCAGCGUCUACAGUCGGAGGAAUGCUCACAUUGAUGGCCUUGACCCGCUCUUAAAGUUUUGCUCUCUUCAAAGGAGCGAGAUGCAGCACAUGGUUAGAGAAAUACAGUACUACGUUUCGUUUGAGGUUGUUCAGCCUGUCUGGCGCACCUUGAGCGUCACCAUUCGUAAUGCAGUUGAUCUUGACGCCAUCAUUCUUGCGCACAGCAACUUUUUAGACUCCGUGCUAAGUCGUUGCUUUUUACGGCCGGAAAGCGCCGGAAUUUUUCAACUCUUGGAAAAGAUUAGCUCACUGGUGUUGGAGUUUACUUACUUGCUCGCCUCCACUUUCAAGGCCAUCGACGAUGAGGUAAUGCGCAGGCGGAGAUUGGCAAACCAAAUCCGUAUGAAAACAUUAAAGAACGAGUGGGGGAUGACUAAACAAGACGAGCUGGAAAGCCGCGAAAUGGGUAGGAAGUUCGCCAUUAACUGCGUACAACCAUUGGAGCGCCAGUCAAAGGAAUUAGCUGUUCGUUGGAAGGCCGCAAUGGGCGCUUUAUUCAGUGAACUGGGCGCGAGUAAAGAUACAAACCUGAAAGUGCUUUCGUUUAGACUGGACUUUAACAAUUAUUACAAAAAUGAAUUUAAUUAAAAGCCUGCUUAACAGUUGACAAAUUCAACCAUUUUUAAAUAUUAAU
Molecule: messenger RNA, 2503 nt
Organism: Zophobas morio
Lineage: Eukaryota; Metazoa; Arthropoda; Insecta; Coleoptera; Tenebrionidae
Product: gamma-tubulin complex component 3-like
Exons: 23
Coding region: 55-2457 (800 amino acids)
Biological process (GO): cytoplasmic microtubule organization; mitotic cell cycle; microtubule nucleation
Cellular component (GO): equatorial microtubule organizing center; gamma-tubulin complex; centrosome
Molecular function (GO): microtubule minus-end binding; gamma-tubulin binding
Source: RefSeq, a predicted model, not a curated record